UUUAGUUUUAAGAUGAAGGCGUAAUGUUCAUUUUCUUUCUCGCAAUAGAAAAAGAAAAAAGGUAAAAACAAGUCAAAACUAACUCCGUAUUCUUCCUGGUACGCACGACCCCGCCCCCCACUCCCCAGAAAUUUAUCUCAUUCGACGCACUCUCUCUCACGCUCAACAAACUCGCCUGUGAUUCCCAGCUACACGCCGCCGUUCGAAGCCAUCCGAGCAACAGUUUUCGCUGCAGUUCUUGCCGUCGCUCGUGAUGCUCUGCCGCUGAGAUCUGCAAGUCACACGUGUGCGAAGUUCUUUCGUCGCUUAUUCCAGCCACCAAUUUUAUUCGAUCGCGUUGCCAUCGGGCAGCUGCGUGUUGUCUGGCGUCGAGUCCCCGUUCCUACAGGUGGUCAUCGGAAAAUUUUCUCUUGUGGAUUGGGCAAGAACUUGUUUGAGGUGAGCAGGAUUGACCGGACAGACCAGAAAAUCGAGCCGGCCGACCAAAUCAAACCAAAGUCGGUCGAAAAUGAGAGGGGUUGAAAUUUUCAAAAAAUAUUUCAAAGUAAAUUUUGGUGACUUCAGUUGCGAUAUUUAAUUGGAGUUAGGAAGUGAUUUUUGGACUUAAGUUUGGCUUAAGUCGUGGGUACCUUUUAUGCAAAGAGUUUAUAUAUGAAGGCUUGAUGGAUGUAGGAUAAAAUCUAUGCUAAAAAUAAGCUAUCUUGGAAUAAUUCAAUCUGAGGAGUGAAAGAUUAGGGUCAUAAAAUAGCUUGAGUUGAUGAUAUAGAACGUUUUGGGGAUAGUUGUGUCAUCUGGACAUGUGAGGAUAACUUUGUGGCCUUAAUCAUUGUUUUCAGUUCAAACCAAAGCAGGCAAAGCUUAUAAUUCUAGAGAAUUGAGUCGUUGAUAAUGGAUAACAAGACUCUGUACAAUGCUAGAAUUGCUAGUAGUUGGAGGAGACAUGAGCUAGGAUUUCUGAUUCUCUAUGCAUUAUUAUUUUACUUCUUUAUCAUUCGCCAUUCCCUUCAGCUUUCGCGAGAACACUAUGUCAAACUCUAUGGCCUGCGUUCUGGUUGGAUCUUUCCUCCCCGACUCAAUGAUUUAUCAGAUGCCCAGUGGAGAAACUUUCGAGGAAAUCUGCCCAUUCUAACCACUGUUUUCCUAAUUUACGCUUUGGGGGCAAAUUUUUUGAGAUCCCGGUUUCUUCUAAGGGCUAAAGGAAUGUCAAUUAUCUGGCUUAUAAUUUCUUUCACUUACCUUUUGUAUCUCCAUGAAGCUUGUGUGAUAUUCAUCAUCUCAAUUGCCUCACUCAAUUUUCUUAUCGUUAAGAUUUUUGCUCGAACAAAGUUCUUUUUAUAUCUACUCUGGACUUUCAACUUAUAUUUCCUUCUUUCUAAUCGUGUAUACGAAGGUUAUUCAUUCUCAACAAUUGGACUACGGUGGUCAUACUUGGACAACUUUCGAGGAACAUUUAGGUGGCAGAUUUGCUUUAACUUUGUUGUUCUGCGCAUGAUAAGCUUUGGGUAUGAUUACCAUUGGGCAUAUGACCAUUCCUGUUUUGAUCAGAAGAAGCAUAGUCAACGUUGCGAGGUUUGUAGAUCAGGAGGAACUUGCUACCAACUUUUACAGGAAAAAGGAGUCCAAGAUGACAAAUUUACAUUUACCAUAUACCUCUGCUACUUGGUCUAUGCGCCUCUUUAUCUGGCUGGGCCAAUUGUUAGCUUUAAUGCCUUUGCCUCGCAGCUAGAUGUGCCACAGAAUAACUACAGACUUAGACACUUGGCUUGGUAUGGUUUACGUUGGACAUUCAGUUUUCUCCUAAUGGAACUAAUGACGCAUCUAUUUCAUUACAAUGCCUUAGCUAUCAGUGGUUUGUGGAAACAACUAUCUCCACUGGACGUGUUCAUUAUUGGAUAUGGGGUCUUAAAUUUCAUGUGGCUUAAGUUUUUUCUCAUAUGGCGCUACUUUCGCUUCUGGUCUCUGAUAUGUGGCAUUGAUGUCCCGGAAAAUAUGCCAAGGUGCAUCAAUAAUUGCUAUAAUUUAGAAGGAUUCUGGAAAAGUUGGCAUGCUUCUUACAACAAAUGGCUUGUCAGGUAUAUGUACAUUCCUCUCGGGGGAUCCAAAAGGAAAGCAUUCAAUGUCUGGAUUGUAUUCACAUUUGUUGCAAUCUGGCAUGAUUUAGAAUGGAAGCUCCUAUGGUGGGCAUGGUUGACAUGUUUAUUCUUUGUUCCUGAAAUGAUCGUGAAGUCAGCAGUGAGUACGUUCAAGCUAUUUCCUAAAAGAGACAAUCCUGCUGUCACUUCAGGGAAUGGGACACGACGCAGACGUGAUAACACACAAAUUUCUGAAAAAUGUAGGAAACAUGCUUUGAGGGGGAAGGAAAUAAUCAAGUUCAAUUAAUAAGGCUCGAGGAAUUGAACUAAGAAUAGUAUUAUGACAAUAAGGACAACAGACUAUUCUAUAUAUAUAUAGGGUUUAGGUAUAAAUAUUCUAUAACAAAUUAACAAGGAUAAACGAUGUAACCAAGUUCAAUUAAUAAUACUUGAUGAAUCAAUUUGUAGAUAUGUGAUAAAUGAAAUCAGCUGCAAACUGAGAGACAGAGGCUAGAAAAACUUGCUAAGGAACACGGAUGAAGGUUGAAAACAUGGAGAAAGGAGAGAGGAGAGAGCAUAUUGAGGGGGUGGGGGUUGUGCCUAUCCUUUUUUGUCCCUUUCCCUCUUCUCUCUCUCUCUCUCUUUCCUGUUUAAGAAAAGUGUGGAAAGGGAGGAAGGGGAAAUAAAAGAGAAAAGUAAGGGGCAAAAUGGGGGCACCCCCAUUGAUGGAAAAGGAAAGGUUGUGAGGAGGGAGAAAGAGGACUAGAAAA
Molecule: messenger RNA, 2842 nt
Organism: Cucumis sativus (cucumber)
Lineage: Eukaryota; Viridiplantae; Streptophyta; Magnoliopsida; Cucurbitales; Cucurbitaceae
Product: putative membrane-bound O-acyltransferase C24H6.01c
Exons: 17
Coding region: 889-2379 (496 amino acids)
Cellular component (GO): endoplasmic reticulum
Molecular function (GO): acyltransferase activity
Source: RefSeq, a predicted model, not a curated record